AUGUACGCCUCCUACAGCCCCGAGCCCGGCUGUGGCUUCGUCUGUCGGCCCUCGGGUCUUGAAUCCAACCUGCCGGCGCCUCCCAUCACCUGCUGUGACAGCUCCAAGUCGGCCACCACUGCCGGCUGCCUCAAGGACUUGGCUGCGAACUACUCCUUCGUGGGCGCCAAGACUGCGUGCCGCGCGCUGGGCAUGGACCUGUUCGCUCCUCUCGUGUACACAGACUUCACCGCCUUGCUCGCUGAGACUUCCGUGCAAAGCCGGGGCGCGUUCUUCAUCGGCUACGUGAACCGCUCAGGUUCCUGGGCUUGGAAGAGCACCAUAUUCCGCACAGGCACCAUCCAGGUUGCGGUUGCCGCCGCUGACUGGAACGCCACCUACCCGGACCCCGACAUGUACUGGAUGUGUGCUGUGGUGGUCAACCAGAAGAUCCAGAACUCGCUCUGUGCCACAGGAAUCAACGCGGUCUGUCACGCGCCUGUGCCGAUAUGUUAAGCUGGCUAUGGGAACGAACAGCAUGUUGAAACAGCGUGUCGAACCAGCUUACUGAACUAUUAUGUUGAAACAAUGUAUUAAACAAGCGUAUGGUACUAGCUUGCAAAAAGAGCGUUUGAAUCUGCUUGUUGAACCAGCGUGUGGAGCCGCAGUCUUAGAUCAGAGCACUUGAGAGAGGUUCUAGAACCUCUACUAAUAGCAGAAAUAGGAACCAAAUGACGAUAGUAUGGCAUUAAACACAGAGGUAAGCAGGGGAGGCACGAGUUCAAACCAGACUUGUUGAGCUGUUGUUUCACACAUUUAUGGUUUCCGUAGAAACGUAAAGACUUCAGCAGCAUAUAGUUUUCUCGUUAAAGCCCUGUUUCACUGCGCGAGAUCUCUGACACCAUUUAACUAACUAUAUUCCUUCACUCAGAAGGAUCACACCAGCUUCACUCAUAAAUGAGAUAGCACUCUGGAAAUCUCUUGCUUCUCCGCGUGCUUAUUUGCAAUCAAUGCACAACAAUACAAAUAAAUAUACCAUGUAUGGAAGCAUUCAUGGUGAGAAAAUUUUGUGCACUAAUAUUUAUGGAUCGUGCGACUCGUAUAAAUUUCUGAGAUUUUCACGUGUGUAACAUUUAGACUACAAUGGCGUGUAUAACGAACAUUUAUCAAUGAUCCUAAUUGUAUUGGAUAUUGACCACCCAUAAGUAAUUUUUAUAAACAUAUAUGCCGAAACGGGGAUUACUAAUACGGAUAAUAAUACGUCCCAUAGAAGCGAUGUUGGAGACAUAAGGAGAUGUAUACGUUUUAAAUUACUCAGUUGUUAUCGCUCGGCGAUUCUUGAGAACGGCAGACCUAAACGAUAAAAGAACGAAAAGAGAUGGCCACCUUAAGACCGCGCGUUUUAAAACCACAAACCGAUAAGCGGUAUAUACCGAGCACGGAUAUAUACCGCUUUGAGACUUUACAGCCCUGAGACUUUGGGACUUGGCCACUCUCUAAAACAGAGUUUAUAGAACCUGGAUCAAUACGGGGCACUGUGAGAACCCGAUCGUGAGUUCUCAGUAAUUAUUCCUUUUACGAAGACAUUGCUAGCGCAGGAAGGAGCAACAUUGACAAUGUAUUCGUGAAAUUUAUUGAGUUAUGCAAAGAGGGCAACGAUUUGGAAUCAUGAGAGGCUUUAAAAUAAUGAAUAGUUUUGAACAGCAUUUAGACCAAAGGUUUCGGUUGUAUUAUGUUUAUUAAAUCUUACAUGAAACGGUUGUUAUAGUUAUAAGCAAUUAUGCAUGUAUAUCUCAAUUUUUUCCGAGUGCAAACUGCUUGAAUUUUCAAAAUUUAGCACAUAAAGAUGCUAGGGCACGUAUAAAAAGCCUAUUAGGUGAAAUUAUGAUUGUACUAUACUUCUAUCAUAGUGUAAGUUUUACGAAAACUUUUAAAAUGAAUUUAUAUUGGCAACAACGUCUAAAAAAUUGAGCUGUCAGUUUUUCGAUUUCCUUCUUUAUUUAAUUAACAUGUGAUCAGGAUUCGCGGUAGUCAUCGGGAUAAUUCUGUAGAAGUCACUUUGAAUGUGACCUCCUUUAGCAACGGAUUUCCCUUCAAGUAAUAUAGCUAUGAAUUUUGUUACGUUAGCGUAAAAGUGGCUUGAUUAUAUCAGCUUCCGUAAUAAUUAUCAUUACCUGCAUCAUUUCAUUGUAAUAAUUAUCGUUACCU
Messenger RNA from Hyalella azteca, 2187 nucleotides. RefSeq lists its product as uncharacterized. NCBI's taxonomy places the organism in Eukaryota, Metazoa, Arthropoda, Malacostraca, Amphipoda, Hyalellidae. The coding region runs from base 1 to 495 and encodes 164 amino acids. The record is from RefSeq and is a predicted model, not a curated record. The transcript has 3 exons.